GCCUCCUCCAAGAUGUAAGGCGGCCCCGGCGCCACGGACCUGCAGGCGGAGGGAAGGGGAGAGCAAGGGCGUCGCUUUCCGUGCCGAGAAAGGGGGGGGGUUUCGUCGUGACCAUGUCUCGCUGAAGUGAUUUUUUUUUUUUUGUGUGUGUGUGUGUGUGCCGUUCCCUUCGCAUCCGAUUUUUUCUUUUUUUUUUUUUUUUUUUUCCUUCGCCAUCCCCGCACCUCGGAUUUAUUGCUAGGAGGAUCACAUUGUGCGGGAAGAAAGUGGGAUUACGGAGACCGCCGCGAGCAGCCCCCUCCCCCCCGAGGAUUUUUCGGUACCUUUAUUUUAUUUUAUUUUAUUUUUUUCCCCCCCCCGAAUCGCCGCGGCCGUAAUUCAUGAAGCAAUCGUCCCCUUUUUACAUCAGAAUCUGGAUACCAGAAUGAGCAAAGAAAGACCCAAGAGGAAUAUAAUUCAAAAGAAAUACGAUGACAGCGAUGGGAUUCCCUGGUCAGAGGAGAGGGUGGUGCGGAAGGUCCUUUAUUUAUCUCUGAAGGAGUUCAAGAACGCACAGAAGCGGCAACAUGGUGAUGGCAUUAGUGGAAGCCUGAAGGCAGUGAACGGACUUCUCACUAAUGGCCAAUCUAAAGGAUUAGGACCGGGAUCAGAGCAGCUGGAGAAUGAAAAGGACGAUGCAUCGCAGGUGUCCUCAACGAGCAACGAUAUUAGUUCUUCAGAUUUUGAAGAAGGGCCCUCGAGGAAAAGGCCAAGGCUGCAAGCACAAAGGAAGUUUGCUCAGUCCCAGCCAAACAGUCCCAGCACAACUCCAAUAAAGAUAGUGGAGCCGUUGUUACCCCCUCCCGCCACUCAGAUUUCUGACCUCUCCAAAAGGAAGCCCAAGACAGAAGAUUUUCUUACUUUCCUCUGUCUUCGAGGUUCUCCAGCCCUGCCCAGCAACAUGGUAUAUUUUGGAAGCUCUCAGGAUGAUGAGGAUGAAGAAGAGGAAGAGGAGGAGACAGAGGACACAAAAACAGCCACAAACAAUGCUUCAUCAUCAUGCCAGUCAACCCCCAGGAAAGGAAAGACGCAUAAACAAGUUCCAAAUGGGCAAGUUUUCAAUGGAUCCAGCAAAUCAUUGAAGGAGAAAGAACCUGCCCAGAAACACAAAAGCAAAGAGGCCACACCAGGGAAGGAGAAGAACAGCGAACAUAAGGCUGAGAGCCGAAAAGACCAGGCUGCUGCUAAUCACCAUCCUACUACAAACACUGGCUCCUCUACGAAAGGGCUCACUGCUAACAACCACCACACUCUUCAUAGAUCGGCUCAGGACUUAAGAAAACAGGUUUCUAAAGUCAACGGAAUCACUCGAAUGUCAUCUCCGAGUGCAAAUGCAGCCAGUGCCAAAAAGAUGAGAGACGUCAGACCUUCACCGUCCAAAACUGUGAAGUAUACUGCAACGGUGACAAAGGGAACUGUCACAUACACCAAAGCCAAGAAAGAACUGGUCAAGGAAACCAAACUAAAUCACCACAAACCCAGUUCACCUGUCAACCACACAAUCUCAGGGAAACUAGAAAGUAGCAAUGCAAAAACCCGCAAACAGGUGCUAUCCCUUGGAGCAUCCAAGUCUAACAAUACCGCUGUUAAUGGUGUAAAAGUCAAUGGCAAGUUGAACCAAAAGACAUGCACUAAGGAGGUGGGGAGACAGUUGAGGGAGGGGCUGCGCAAUUCGAAGAGGAGGCUGGAAGAGACUAAUCACAUAGACAAAAUACAGUCGCCCACCAAGAGGAUGAAAGGGGCUGUCAACUUGGCAGAAGCUGCGAGCAAAAAGGCAGUUGUCGAAAAGCCUUUGCUGAAUGGACACCUUAAAAAGGAAGUGCCAGAGAAGAAUUUGGAAAGAAAUAGGCCGAAAAGAGCCACUGCUGGAAAGAGUACGCCAGGGAAACAAGCACAUGGCAAAACUGAAAAUGCCUCCUGUGAAAAUCGUUCUACCUCUCAAGCGGAGUCCUUGCACAAGCCACAAGACUCAAUGGGAAAGCACGAAAAGGGCAGUAGUAAGUCUGGGUGGGGGAUGCUGGGGGAGAUUCCCAUCCUUAGGCCCUCCACCAAGGAAUUUCAUGACCCACUGAUAUACAUUGAGUCAGUCCGAGCUCAGGUAGAGAAGUAUGGGAUGUGCAGGGUGAUUCCUCCUCCAGACUGGAGACCUGAGUGCAAGCUAAACGAUGAAAUGCGGUUUGUGACACAGAUUCAGCACAUACACAAGCUAGGCAGGCGCUGGGGACCCAACGUGCAGCGGCUGGCCUGUAUCAAGAAGCACCUCAAAUCUCAGGGCAUUACCAUGGACGAACUCCCACUCAUAGGAGGCUGUGAGCUCGAUCUGGCCUGCUUCGUCCAGCUGAUCAACGAGAUGGGGGGGAUGCAGCAAGUGACUGACCUCAAGAAAUGGAACAAACUGGCAGACAUGCUGCGCAUCCCCAAAACUGCACAGGACAGGCUGGCCAAGCUGCAGGAAGCCUACUGCCAGUACUUGCUCUCCUAUGACUCCCUCUCCCCUGAGGAGCACAAGAAACUGGAGAAGGAGGUCUUGCUGGAAAAAGAAAUCUUGGAGAAGAGGAAAGGACCUUUGGAGGGACAUUCGGAGAAUGCCUACAAGUUCCAUUCCUUGCCCCGGUUUGAGCCCAAAAACGGACUCAUCAACGGCGUGGUUCACAAAAAUGGCUUCCGCAACAAGUUAAAAGAGGUCGACGUCCCACUGAAGACGGGCAGGCGGCGGCUCUUCGCUCAGGAAAAGGAGACCACAAAGGAUGACGAGGAGGAAGAGGAGGAGGGAGUUCUUAGUGACUUACACAAGUGUAUAUACAAGGGUAGGUCUGUUUCUUUAACAACCUUCUACCGAACAGCAAGAAACAUCAUGAACAUGUGCUUCACGAAGGAGCCUACAGUAGCUGAAGUAGAGCAAGAAUAUUGGCGGUUAGUGGAACAGAAAGAUAGCCAUGUAGCAGUGCAUUGUGGAAAAGUAGAUACCAACACCCAUGGGAGCGGCUUUCCUGUGGGGAAAUCUGAACCAUUUUCUAGGCAUGGGUGGAACCUCACAGUCCUUCCUAAUAAUACAGGAUCCAUCCUGCGACAUCUUGGUGCUGUGCCUGGAGUGACAAUUCCUUGGCUAAAUAUUGGCAUGGUCUUUUCUACCUCAUGCUGGUCUCGAGACCAAAAUCACCUUCCAUACAUUGACUACUUACACACUGGUGCUGAUUGCAUUUGGUAUUGCAUUCCUGCUGCGGAGGAGAACAAACUUGAUGAUGUGGUACAUACCCUGCUGCAAGCCAAUGGCACUCCAGGGCUGGAAAUGCUUGAAAGUAAUGUAAUGAUCUCCCCAGAAAUCUUGUGUAAGGAGGGGAUCAGGGUGCACCGUACUGUACAGCAGAGCGGGCAGUUUGUUGUCUGUUUUCCUGGAUCUUUUGUGUCUAAAGUGUGUUGUGGCUAUAGUGUUUCUGAAACAGUGCACUUUGCUACCACCCAGUGGACAAGUAUGGGUUUUAAAACAGCCAAGGAAAUGAAGAGGCGACGUAUAGCCAAACCAUUUUCAAUGGAAAAGUUGCUUUAUCAGAUUGCAACAGCAGAAGCAAAAAAGGAAAAUGGACCGACUCUGAGUACGAUAUCAUCACUUCUUGGGGAGCUCAGGGACACGGAGCUGAGGCAGCGGCGGCAGCUUUACGAGGCAGGUCUCCACUCCUCGGCGCGCUACGGCAGCCACGACAGCAGCAGCACGGCGAUGGAUGGAAAGAAAAAGCCUCGAAAGUGGUUGCAGUUAGAAACGUCAGAGAGGAGAUGUCAGAUUUGUCAGCACCUGUGCUAUCUGUCCAUGGUUGUACAGGAGAACGAAAAUGUUGUCUUCUGCUUGGAGUGUGCCCUGCGGCAUGUGGAGAAACAGAAGUCUUGUCGGGGAUUGAAAAUGAUGUACCGCUAUGAUGAGGAACAAAUAAUCAGUCUGGUCAAUCAAAUCUGUGGAAAAGUAUCUGGUAAAAAUGGCAGCAUUGAGAACUGUAUCAGCAAGCCCACACCAAAAAGAGGACCUCGGAAGAGAGCGACAGUCGACGUGCCAUCAUCCAGGCUUUCAUCCUCCAGUUCAUCCAAAAGUGCUUCAAGUUAAUCCUGAAGAUGCCAACACUCUCAUUUUGUCAAUUUAUAUAUAUUUUUUGUAAUUAUUAUACCAUAGUUUGGAGUACUUGCUGUAGAAUACAAGCUGUCUUUGCACUAGCUCUAAAGAAGAUUUUCUUCUGGUUUUAGAGAACUAAUUUUGUUUUAGCAUUAAACUGUUGAAUUUUUUUUUGUACUUAGGAUAGGUAGAUACAGCAGUCUGAUUUUUUUAAACUGCCGUACGUUCACUGUUUUAAAAGCGACGAGAGGGGCUGAUAAAUAUUAAUUUGUAUUGUCCCCGUGGCUGAGAAAAUAAAGAGCCUUUUUGGUAACGGUGAAAAAAGGCUUUUAACCCAUUUUUUGACUAGGUUGAAGUUGGAUGUGUUUUAUAAUUUGUUCUCCAGUCAUGUGAGCAGAUUUUUCUAGAGCGAAAAGGGAUGGGAGACAAAAAAAAAAAAAAACUUGAAAGAAAUUGCUUUACUUUGGCUGUCUUUUAUUCUGUCACAGCAAGCGGAGUUUUGUAAUUUUUUAAAUUGGAGACUACACACUUACUUUCUUUGGGAGGUUAUGGCAGCUGAAGAUGGACUUUGUUUCCUAACUGUAGGCAAAAGGAGGAGAGUUGGAGUAUGUUCUCUUUUACCAGCACAUCACUAUGCAUCUGUUUGGAGGGGGAAAAUAAAUAAUAAAAAAAUAAAAAAAUAAUAAAAAAAUAAAAAAUAAAAAAGGAGGAAAAAAGACUGCCUGCCUUGAGGAGUCACGUGAGGGAAAACUGUGCCUGAUUUCAUUAGGAAAUCCAUUCUGUUAUUUUUUGGUGCUGUUGGCUACUUUAUCAAAAACCCUUCAAUAGCAUCCUUUAAAAAAAAGAAAAAAAGAAAAAAAAAAAAAGAAAAGAAAGAAAAAAAAGUGAUUGAAGCCAUAAGUGCUUCUUUUGUCAUAGACGUGCAAUCUUUUUAACAUUCCAUUUCCAUUCCACUGCUGUGUUUCACACCUUCACACCGUCGAGCAUUAAUUUUUGUUUCGGCUUCGUUUCAUGAUGCGAUCACGUUUAGAGCCACUAGCAGGUCUGCGUAUUUCUUUUGAAUGUGAAAAUGCAUUUGCUUUCAUCUUGUCUCUUUUUUCUCUUCAUGUUGUAACAAAAAAAAUCACACCUUUUGUACAUAUGCCUGUAAAUUUUUUUAAAUACUUGAGCCUUUUCUUGGGGUGGGGGGGGGGGAGGGCGGCGAGGAGACGAGAUGAAGAAAAGCCUUACGUUUCACUUUCUUCAUCGGUUGGAUUGGAUGCUUACAGGGUUUUUCUUGUAACAUUUAUAAGUGCUGCUUACAUCACUGAACAACAACAAAAAAUAAUAAUGGAGUAGCUGUUGCCCUUUUCUGGUUGUGUGUACAGUAUGUGUGGAAUAAAAAAGGGAAAAUGUUUUCACAAACUGUUUUGUUUCGUAAUUGAAUUCAACGAUACCGUAGCUACCCAUAUUGCACUGAGCUUGCCAGUGGUGACUGUCAGGAAAGUCCUAUACUACGAUUUGUUGGUUGUUGUUGCAGAAGACUGAACUGUUUUGGAAUAUUUAACAAUAACAUAAACAGAGUCAAGUGUUUUCAAAUGUGGUUGUCUGGUUUUUAUGGCCUUGCUGUGUACUUUUUCCCUCUUGACAGUAAACUUCUGACUAUGGCUUACAGUUUGACAUUUAAUUUAUUAGCGCUGCUCUGCUCUCUUUCCUUGUAAGGAAAGACUUCAUGUUGUUUAUUGCCAGUUUUUUGUUUACUUUCCAGGUUUGUACUACGAGGUUUAAUAAAAAAACAAAACUUUUU
This is a messenger RNA of Gallus gallus (chicken), 5924 nucleotides long. It is a transcript of the gene JARID2, whose product is annotated as jumonji and AT-rich interaction domain containing 2. The record is from RefSeq and is marked validated. The transcript is spliced from 18 exons. Gene Ontology annotation, biological process: chromatin remodeling. Gene Ontology annotation, molecular function: DNA binding; histone demethylase activity. Gene Ontology annotation, cellular component: nucleus. Lineage: Eukaryota; Metazoa; Chordata; Aves; Galliformes; Phasianidae. The coding region runs from base 425 to 4132 and encodes 1235 amino acids.